CCAAAAUGUCCCGUAGAUCCAGUGCCGGUUUUGACCGCCACAUUACCAUUUUUUCGCCCGAAGGUCGGCUCUACCAAGUAGAAUAUGCUUUUAAAGCUAUUAACCAAGGUGGCCUUACAUCAGUAGCUGUCAGAGGGAAAGAUUGUGCAGUAAUUGUCACACAGAAGAAGGUACCUGAUAAAUUAUUGGAUUCCAGCACAGUGACUCACUUAUUCAAGAUAACCGAAAACAUUGGCUGUGUGAUGACAAGAAUGACAGCUGACAGGGGCGGCGCCUCUGACAGCAGAUCCCAGGUACAGAGGGCUCGCUAUGAGGCAGCUAAUUGGAAAUACAAGUAUGGCUAUGAGAUUCCCGUGGACAUGCUGUGUAAAAGAAUUGCUGACAUUUCUCAGGUCUACACACAGAAUGCUGAAAUGAGGCCUCUUGGUUGUUGUAUGAUUUUAAUUGGUAUAGAUGAAGAACAAGGCCCUCAGGUGUACAAGUGUGAUCCUGCGGGUUACUACUGUGGGUUUAAAGCCACUGCAGCAGGAGUUAAACAAACUGAGUCAACCAGUUUCCUUGAAAAAAAAGUGAAGAAGAAAUUUGAUUGGACAUUUGAACAGACAGUGGAAACUGCGAUUACAUGCCUGUCUACUGUUCUGUCAAUUGAUUUCAAACCUUCAGAAAUAGAAGUUGGAGUAGUUACAGUUGAAAAUCCUAAAUUCAGGAUUCUUACAGAAGCAGAGAUUGAUGCUCACCUUGUUGCUCUAGCAGAGGGAGAUUAA
This is a messenger RNA of Nycticebus coucang (slow loris), 764 nucleotides long. RefSeq names its product proteasome subunit alpha type-6-like. The record is from RefSeq and is a predicted model, not a curated record. Gene Ontology annotation, cellular component: cytosol; nucleus; proteasome core complex. Bases 6 to 764 code for a protein of 252 amino acids. Lineage: Eukaryota; Metazoa; Chordata; Mammalia; Primates; Lorisidae. Gene Ontology annotation, biological process: ubiquitin-dependent protein catabolic process. The transcript has 2 exons.